Molecule: messenger RNA, 2421 nt
Organism: Haliaeetus leucocephalus (bald eagle)
Lineage: Eukaryota; Metazoa; Chordata; Aves; Accipitriformes; Accipitridae
Gene: PFKM
Product: phosphofructokinase, muscle
Exons: 22
Coding region: 33-2381 (782 amino acids)
Biological process (GO): fructose 6-phosphate metabolic process; canonical glycolysis; fructose 1,6-bisphosphate metabolic process
Cellular component (GO): 6-phosphofructokinase complex; membrane; cytoplasm
Molecular function (GO): ATP binding; fructose-6-phosphate binding; AMP binding
Source: RefSeq, a predicted model, not a curated record
UACCCAAUUUUCCUCUUUUUCCAGCCAAGAAGAUGGCGCAGACACCGCCAGGACAUGGGCACACGGAGAACCUGGGUGCCGGCAAAGCCAUUGCCGUCCUCACCUCCGGGGGGGACGCCCAGGGCAUGAACGCAGCCGUCCGCGCCGUGGUGCGGGUGGGCAUCUACACCGGUGCCAAGGUCUACUUCGUGCACGAGGGCUAUCAGGGGCUGGUGGACGGUGGGGACAACAUCAAGGAGGCCACGUGGGAAAGCGUCUCCAUGAUGCUGCAGCUGGGGGGCACAGUCAUCGGCAGCGCCAGGUGCCAGGAUUUUCGGACUCGGGAGGGACGCCUGAAAGCCGCCCGUAACCUGGUGAAACGCGGCAUCACCAACCUCUGCGUCAUCGGCGGCGAUGGCAGCCUCACUGGCGCCGACACCUUCCGGGCCGAGUGGAGCAGCCUCUUGGCUGAGCUGGUUAAAGUGGGGGGAAUUACGGCGGAAGAGGCGAAGAAGUCGAGUUACCUGAACAUCGUGGGCAUGGUGGGCUCCAUCGACAACGACUUCUGCGGCACUGACAUGACCAUCGGCACCGACUCGGCGCUGCACCGUAUCAUGGAGAUCGUAGAUGCCAUCACCACCACGGCCCAGAGCCACCAGCGGACCUUCGUGCUGGAAGUGAUGGGUCGCCACUGCGGCUACCUGGCGCUCAUCACCGCCCUGGCCUGCGGUGCCGACUGGGUCUUCAUUCCCGAGUCCCCCCCCGAGGAUGACUGGGAAGAUCACUUGUGCCGGAGGCUGACGGAGACCCGCGUGGGCGGCUCGAGGUUGAACAUCAUCAUCGUGGCCGAGGGCGCCAUCGACAAGCAUGGCAAGGCCAUCACCUCCGAUGACAUCAAAAACCUGGUGGUGAAGCGUUUGGGUUAUGACACCCGGGUCACCAUCCUGGGCCACGUCCAGCGUGGCGGGACGCCCUCCGCCUUCGACCGCAUCCUGGGCAGCCGGAUGGGUGUUGAAGCCGUCAUGGCUCUGCUGGAGGGGACCCCCGAGACCCCCGCCUGCGUCGUCAGCCUCUCGGGCAACCAAGCCGUGCGCCUGCCCCUUAUGGAGUGCGUCCAGGUGACCAAAGACGUGACGACGGCGAUGAACGAGGGACGCUUCGAUGAUGCCCUGAAGCUGCGGGGCCGGAGUUUCCAGAACAACUGGAAUGUGUACAAGCUGCUGGCACACAUCCGCCCUCCCUCCACCAAGAGCGGCUACACGCUGGCCGUGCUCAACGUGGGCGCCCCGGCUGCCGGCAUGAACGCGGCCGUCAGGUCGACCGUGCGGAUCGGACUCAUCCACGGGCACCGGAUGCUGGCGGUGCACGACGGCUUUGAAGGGCUUGCCUACGGGAAGCUGGAAGAGAUCAGCUGGGAGAGGGUCGGCAGCUGGACAGGGCUGGGAGGAUCCAAACUGGGGACAAAGAGGACCUUGCCCAAGAAAUACUUUGAGGAAAUCAGCACCAGCAUCAGCAACUUUGGCAUCCACGGGCUGAUCAUUAUUGGCGGCUUCGAGGCUUUCACGGGCAGCCUGGAGCUGAUGGAGGGGAGGGCCAAGUACGAGGAGCUCUGCAUCCCGCUCUGCAUCAUCCCCGCCACCGUCUCCAACAACGUCCCCGGCUCCGACUUCAGCAUCGGCGCUGACACCGCGCUCAACACCAUCACCACAACCUGUGACCGCAUCAAGCAGUCGGCGGCCGGGACCAAGCGUCGCGUCUUCAUCAUCGAGACCAUGGGCGGCUUCUGUGGCUACUUGGCCACCAUGGCGGGGCUGGCGGCCGGUGCCGAUGCUGCCUACAUCUACGAGGAACACUUCAACAUCCACGACCUGCAGGUCAACGUGGAGCAUUUAACUGAGAAGAUGAAGACGACAGUGAAGAGGGGGCUGGUGCUCAGGAACGAGCGGUGCAACGAGAACUACACCACCGACUUCAUCUACAACCUCUACUCGGAGGAGGGGAAGGGUAUCUUCGACUGCCGGAAAAAUGUGCUGGGGCACAUGCAGCAGGGCGGCACCCCGACCCCCUUCGACAGGAACUUCGGCACCAAAAUGGGUGCCAAGGCAGUGGCCUGGAUCACCGGGAAGAUCAAGGAGUGCUCCCGGCACGGUCGGAUCUUCGCCAACACGGCUGACUCGGCUUGUCUGCUGGGUAUGCGCAAGCGCAGCCUCGUCUUUCAGCCCAUCGCUGACCUCAAGGAGCAGACAGAUUUUGAGCACCGCAUCCCCAAGGAGCAGUGGUGGCUGAAGCUUCGUCCCAUCCUAAAAAUCCUGGCCAAGUACAACAUCGAGCUGGACACCUCAGAGAAAGCCCACCUGGAGCAUGUCACACGCAAGAGGAUCUCACUCGAGUCCAACAUCUAAGAGGCGAUCACCAGCGUGGCUUCCCCCAUCCCAGAGCAUG